AUUAAUGAAGAAAGAUUUGAAAAAGAAAGUGUUAUGCAUAGAAUUAUGUCUGGAAAUUUCACAGAUCCAUUUCAAAAUAUUGAAGAAGAUUACAAGGACAUCAAAAUGGAUUUAAUGAAGGCUAAUGACUUCAAUUUAAAUGAAGAAGACAAAGAUGAUGAUAAAAUAAAUACAGUGGACAAAGAAUGUCAAUCUAAACAAACAAAAAAGAAGUGUUAUGUACCUGGUAUUGUUAAACCAAUAUUUAAGUUUCCUAAUCAGUCUAAAUUAACCAGAGAACAGCAAGCAAUGUGUUUAAGAGUCUUGUUAAGAUUUUCAGAAUCUGAUAAACCAAAAUUAACACAAAAAGAAAAAGAAGAAUUAAAAAAUUAUAUGGAUUUACAACAAAUUAUAUCUCAGGAACAAGACAAAUUUUUGGAAUUUGCAAAAAGCAAGUGGCAUGAAAGAUCACUUAAAAUUACAUGUGAAGAUUACAUAAAUAUAUGUUGGCAAUCAAAAUUACAAUAUAUUCAUAAGUUACCUAGAUAUUGUGCUGAAGUAACAAAUGUUCCAUUUAUAGCAGAUAAAAAUAUUGAAAUAAAAUUUAUUUCUGUCUGUUUACAAAUGGGUGAAUUACCUGAAAUAGUAUUGCCAACUCUUACCAGACCAUAUAUGCUACAUGUAAAUUCAGAACAGUUACAAAAAAGAUUUCCUCCUAAAAGAAAUAUUCUCAAUGAGUCAUCAAUUUCUUAUAAACUAUCUGUAAGUGAAGAUCCAAAUUGUCAAAAAUUGGCUGAAAGUAAUAAUGUGGAUUUAGUAAUUUCAUCAAGUGGUCUUAAUUGUUUAGUAAAUAACAUUGAACCAAGUUAUUCAAAUUCGUGGAUUUUACCCUUAGUUAUAAAAAGGCAUAAUGGUAAAAAUGUUAUCUAUAUAGAUAAACCAGCACCACCAACAGAAAGUACUAUACAAGAAAAGAACUCCUGGGUAUAUAAAUACAUACUUAAAUAUUUCCUUCUUGGUGCCAAACACCUAAAUUCAACAAGUAUUGAAGGAAAUCAGGAUAAUAUAUUUGAUGAUGUUAAUUCUGAAGUACUAUUAAAAUUAGAAGAAGAAUAUGAAAAUAGUUUGACAGAAACUAAAAAUGAAUCAAAUAUGUUAGAAAAAGGUAGACAUAUUAAAGAAACUUCAAAAGAGUUUUCCAAUACUACUAGUGAUCAAGGUGCAGUAAAUAAGAAUUCUGAAAUGGCAGAAAAUAAUGUAUCAUACAAAUUAUUCACUAUUGGUCCACAGUUUUCAGAACAGAAUGAAUUGAUGAAAAAUGUAAUUAAGGAAUACAAAUUAUUAAUUCGAACAAAAACAGAUGGAUUUGAGAUUUUACAAAACAAAGUACAGAGAUUGUUAUUCUUAGCACCGAAAUUAGAAUAUCAAGUCGAUCUCGGUGCUGAAGUAGUAACAUUAGAAGAAUCAUUGAAACAAUGGAUAUCGUUAAUAUGCAGGCCACACACGUUUCUUGCACGAAUUCGAAUAUCUGCAGAAACGUCAGAAAUAUUACAAAUAGAACAUCGUACAGCAAUUUCUAUAAACAACGAAAUUAAAAGGCUUUAUAACAUGAAAGUUGAAGAUUCUUUGACAAUUUUGCAUAAUGUUGUUCAGUCUCUUGGAAAUUUAUCUCCAGGACGUUAUAUUAUGAGACAUACAGUAAGAAAUGGGGCAUUUGCUACAAUUUAUAAAGAAGUAGAGAGUCCAGGAAAGAACAUCUUUGACAUGUCUACAAUCUAUGGUAAACAAUUUCAUAGUUUACUUAAUCCUUCUUGGAUUCCAUUAGACAAAACAAUACCAAGCCCAAUGUUUAAACGUCUUGAAAGAAUGCCAGCUAUGUUUUACCCAUCAAAUAAUAAAAAAUUUUCCAAAAAUAAGAGGUGCUUAACAGGAAACAAAUCUAACAUGGGGACGGUACGUAGAAGUUUAAGAAAUAAAAAGAAAACGUGA
This is a messenger RNA of Habropoda laboriosa, 1968 nucleotides long. RefSeq lists its product as uncharacterized. Gene Ontology annotation, cellular component: transcription elongation factor complex. The annotation marks the transcript as partial. The transcript has 9 exons. NCBI's taxonomy places the organism in Eukaryota, Metazoa, Arthropoda, Insecta, Hymenoptera, Apidae. The record is from RefSeq and is a predicted model, not a curated record. Gene Ontology annotation, biological process: snRNA transcription by RNA polymerase II; positive regulation of transcription by RNA polymerase III; snRNA transcription by RNA polymerase III.